Molecule: messenger RNA, 5966 nt
Organism: Dinoponera quadriceps
Lineage: Eukaryota; Metazoa; Arthropoda; Insecta; Hymenoptera; Formicidae
Product: prominin-like protein
Exons: 18
Coding region: 22-3051 (1009 amino acids)
Cellular component (GO): membrane
Source: RefSeq, a predicted model, not a curated record
GUCCCAGGCGCGAGUCGCACGAUGUAUCACGCGGAAUCUCGCAGGCCAACGGCCACGGUCCCUGUGCUCCUUCUCCGAGUAUGGCUCGCGUCGCUCGUGUUCUUGUGGUGCCCGGUGUUCUGCCAGGAGAGUCUGACGAACCGCAUGCGGGCGAUCAGCGAGGAUUUGGACCGGCAGCUGAACGAGAUAAUGGCCUCGCAGGCGCUCAGCUACUCCACGGUCAACACCGCCGGGCUGCCCUACAACGCCACCACGAAGUUCAACCCGAAGGGCAUGGGCCAGCUGUACAAUGUGACGAAUAUGUUCAUCGACUUGGUGCAGAGCAAGCAGGCGUAUCCGGAAGGUAUGAUCACCGUGGUGGACGGUAUGCCGGUUCUCGCGGAUCCUCUUAAGGAAUGGAAGAUCCUGGUGACCCAUUACGGCGGACUGGCCGGCCUCGCCCUGGUCGGACUCCUCGUGGCGGCCAUCCUGCCCUGCGCCGGUCUCUUCUUUUGUUGCUGCAGAUGCGCCGGCCACUGCGGCGCCCGAAGCCAGCCAUUCGACAAGAAGCACGAUCAUUGCAGGAAGAUUAUGCUCAGCAUCGUGCUGAUCGGCGUCGCCACCAUUCUGCUUUUCGGCGUGGUGUGCGCCUUUGUCACCAACGAGUACAUGCAGGAGGGCACGAAAGAGCUUCCGCACAACGCCAAGAGCAGUCUGAAGGACGUGAAGCUUUACUUGAGCUCCACGAAGCAAGAGAUCGAGAAUUUGCUGAAGACCAACUGCGAGGAGCUCGAGGUCACGCUCAACAAUAUCCUGCAGGCCAGCGGCAAGAUCGUCACCGAGCAAUUGGCGGAGUAUUCGCACGCCGUCUCCCUGACGAAUCUCAAUGACAUAGUUACCGGCCUGGAGUCGAUCAGGGAGGAUCUCAGACUCAUGAAUAAGAUAACGCAGGAAUUGCGGAUAAACGCCAGUCAAUUGGACAUCGUUGUCCGUGGCGUCAAGAAGAAUCUUCUCCACACGUUAGCUGCUUGCACGACAGACAAGUGCCAACGGGUUCUACACGACUACAAAGUGAAUCAAAUGUCGGUCCAAGUAGACUUCGAUAAGUACAUGGACCGAUACUUCCCGAAGCUUCAGUCUCUGCCGGACGUGACGUUCGCGUUGCACAACAUCACUGUGCUCAUGGAGGGCAAUAUAGUGUCGGAGGUGAGCCAAGGUAGAGAGUCGUUCCUGAAGAUCCAGAAGGACAUUCAGCACGCCGUGAAUCAGACGAUCCCCGUAGUCAGCGCGAGUAUCCGACGCGCUUGUAACUUCCUGGCGACCAUCGCCGCUAACAUGACUAGCCUCAUCGACAGACUGAAUAUCGACAUAGAUAGAGUUUACAUUCCGCAUCUAGACAUCGCCCGGAACAAUAUAGAUCAGUAUUCGCCCUAUAGAUACUAUCUCGGCCUGGGUAUAUCCGGUAUUCUUCUGACUGUCUUGAUGUGUUUGACGUGCGGUCUCCUCUGUGGCAUUUGCGGAAAGCGACCGGACGGAUACGGGGACGAUUGCUGUAACAAAGGGUCAGGUGCACGGUUUCUCAUGAUGGCCGUGUGGAUCAUCUUUCUCCUGACGAGCGUGUUGAUGGUUAUAACCGUGGUUCACAUGGUGACCGGUGUCAUGGCUCAGCGCGGUGUCUGCGAGCCCCUGAAGAAUCCGAAGGACAACAGAAUGUUCGAGCUGGUCGACGAGCUGGUGCAGAUCAAGCGGGUACUUUACCCGAACAAUCAGAAAGCGGAUAUUAAUAUGAGUUAUAUCGUUACCAAGUGCCAUGAAAACGAGACGCUUUAUAACGUGCUGAAUCUGAAGAAUCUCUACAACGUGGAGGAUCUGCGUAGUUACAACGGGCGUUACGACAUCAACGACACGAUCCAACAGCUGCGACGGAAGAUCAGCCUCUCUCCGGGCGUGGUGAUCUUAAAGGACAGCGCGAGGUCCAAGUUGAACGACCUCGCGCAGAGCGGUCUCAGCGACAUCAAGUUCUACCAAUACGCCGAGUUGCUCGCCGAGAACAUCACGAACAUCAAUCUGGAGCACCUCGCCAAGCAAUUGCGCGAAGUUUCCGCCAAGUUGCCGAGCGGCCAGGAGGACAUCAGGGACAGUCUCGAGAAGAAUGCCCACGACCUGGAGCAUUACCACAGAGACCUAGUGAUGCCGAUGGCCACGCUUAGCGAGCAACUGAGCGCGAACGCACUGAUGCUGCAGGAGAACAUCAAGUUCAACCACAGCUCGAUGGCGGAAGCCAUUCACGAUCUGGUGGACGAGGUCACCAAGGCGCAGCAGUUCCUCAACAAAGACGGCCCGGAAUACGUUCAAUACCUCGCGACCAGGUUUGGCAACGCGUUCCUACUUCAGGUGGACAAAUUCCUCGACCAUGUGAUCGAAAGGGCUAAGAACGAGAUCGGCAGGUGCGCUCCCGUUUCGAAUGCUUACAACGCGACUCUCGUGGCGGGCUGCAAUAAAGUUCUGGACCCGUUCAACGGCUUCUGGGCGAGCGUCGGCUGGUGCUUGAUCCUAUUCAUACCGACCAUAGUGCUCUGCGUGAAGCUGAGCGCCCUCUACCAGAAGUCGGAUCCGUACCCGGGACCCCUCGUUGAAGCUGAAUAUUUGUAUGACGCGUACGCAGACAGGGAUAACAUACCCCUCGCCCAAGCUCCGCUAGGAAAGACACACACAGAGAAACACAAAUCGUCCAUGACAAGAAGCACGUGUCCCACAGCAGGCAUCAUCCGACGGCGUACGUUGAGAGUUACGACGGUCCCGCAGGAUAUAGUGAACGCGAGAGGAUUUCCGACGCUCACCAGAGUACGUCACAUCAUGACUCAAGAUACUCCAACCUGGCGCCUAAGUGAGUGGGAACCCUGCGGGGGGCUCAACCUCUCGCGUCUCUCGAUACGCCUCUGCACAAACUGGGACUUCCCCAACGGUGGACCGCCAAGGUAUCAACCAGCCGCCGGGGCCCCGCCUCCGUUAAGCACCGAAUAUGAACGACCGCCGCCCUAUUACUAUCCUGGACCGGGGGAUAGAAAUUAGGAAACAAGUGCCGUGGCAUGCACGAAAGCAGCGCUGAACAGUGUGGCGACGCACAGCCUCACGCGCAGUUACAAGCGAACGCUCAAGAAGAGAGAGAAGUCCGGAUGCAAGAGAGACUACGUGUAAAUCCCUCGCGUUGUUCCUGAGCGUGCCACGGAUUGUGCGAACACCAAAAGUAACUAAAGACCAUGUUUGAUACAGACUGAUGAUAGGCUAAUGAUCUUCUUCGCGACGUGUUUCCUUUCCGUUUACCUUCCGCGAGCGGAGCCUGAGUAGUGCGCUCCCUUGCUUUUCUCGGCGUUCCUCGAGAGAAUUUCAAAUACUCUCUUUCUGUGUCUCUCGUCCUCCGCGAGAGACACGCCUCGUUCUUCUAAGUGAGACGCGGAGCAAUCGGGGAACGCCGCUCUCCGUGUUCGUUUUCUCCAGUUUCUCUUCUUUCGUUCUCGGAAUCGUGUGUGUAAAAGUGUUCAAUUUCUUCGGCUCACUCGGUAGCUAUUUUUACCCCGUCGAGCGAUGCCCAGGCACGGCGUCGCUCGUCUUUUCUUCGCAUAAAUCGGCCGAACUCAUUUCGAAUAAUUUCGACCGUACUUCACGAGAUAAUAAAAAUAUUGGCACGGACAGAACGAUUGAUCGAGUGCGAGAGAAGUGGUCGAAGGAGAACAAGAGCCGAUCGAGAGAGAGAAAGAAAAGAAUUUCUUUCGCUACACGCGAAGACACGCGAAGACUGUGCGGCUACCGUGAGAGUCUCGCCGCUCUCACGUAUACUCGCAUAUCCACCGAUCGAGUUACGUAAAUGCACAAAAUACUACAACGCUGCCAAUUCAGUGCGUCGCAUUUUAACCCGCGAAGAGAAAGGCCCGCCGUUGUAGCCGGACGUCGAGUGCACACCUCGUGGACAACGAUUCGUCCCCGAGCUAGAUGUAGCGGAGCAAAUCCAAAAGAUACCUAUCCUCUUCUAACCAGAAGAAUGUUCAUAUAAAGUCCAUUCUACAAUGUCAGUAAGGUUGUGGCUGUAAGUUUGUAAGGCGGUCCCCAAUCUGCAAUACUAGUUUGAUAUCGGCUCCACUGUGUUUAUUCUACGUUUUGUCCUACCGCACAGAACAGGAUAAGUGUCUUUCAAUCUGGAUCUAUAAUAGGUGCAAUAAGCCUUUAGCUUUUUGUUCUAAGCCAUAAAAUGUAAUUUCGUAAUGUAAUUUCUGACAAAAGGCGCGCUGCCGAAAGUCGUAACAACGUUUGAGCCUCGAGUUGGAUCUACAAUGGGGUCGUACAGUCGUACUCGUUCCGCUUCCAAUUUCAACGACUACGACCAAUUCAAUCGCCCGGAAGUGGGCCGACUCGCACGACUGCGAUUUUACGACCUUACGAUUGCCGACCUCAUUAUAGACCCAACUUUAGGAAUGGCAACGUUCGGUGGCUGUAAAAACGUUUUCCGCUAGAAUUUACGCGACAAUUUAGCGCUUAGAACUCAAGGCUCACUAUAUCCACCGUUGCAAAUCCAGCCAGAAAUCCAUGUUCUGAACUCACUUUAAUCGAUGAAAGCGCCUUAAAUGUGGUUUCUCAGCCAAUCGGGUGAUUCCUAAACCACUUUUAGAGGCACCGGUAAGGGACCUUCGUCUCGCCUUGCUAAAUCUAACUCAGGACGAAUCGUCGUCCACGGGCGUACAGCGCGGACCGCGUUCGGCCGGUCCACCAGUUUCCGAGCACUGAACCAACGCCAUAUGAAAAUGCCAAACGAGAAACAAACACAUACACACACGCGUGUGGCACGCACCACUCGCGGCAGCACACGCAUGAGCGUCGUCGCGGCUCAUCAUACACUUCGGAUCUCGCUCGUCUCUUUAACCGAGGAAGAAAAAAAUAACCGUUAUAGAAGAAACGAACUGACAAUUCUUGUCCGCGCGGAGCAGCCGCGCCCGGCGAUACCCACCGCGCGGCUUCUCGACUCGCGGCGGAGGGAGAAUUUCCGAGGGCGACCACCGCCGCUAUUAUAAAUACUCUGUGUACAUGGAUUUUUAAGUAGCCGUUUUCUUACUACUAUCUUACUGUGUAAAACUUAUCGAUGUAAGCCGACGAUUUCGAUUCCUACACCGCGUAGACAGUGCGCCGUCCGCCGUGCGUAUUUGGUCGGUCACAACCAGGACCGAAUGAAAAUAUCCGGUUUCGGUCAACUAAAAUAUUUCAUAAAGGUUACGGUUUUUCGGUUCCGGUUUUCUGGACAAUGAAAGCGCCGAUACCGUUUAAAUUAUGUUUUUUUUUUUUUUCGAUUCCUGUUCUUUAAACUGGCUUCAUUACUGAGAUUUUUAUUGAAUUAAAUUUUAUAUAUAUAUAACACGUACAAUAAUAUAUUAAAUGCUGUAAUUGAUUUUUCGUGACUGACCAUAUGUUCGCAUGUAUAAACGGAUCUACGCGCUGUACGAAUCUCUCGAUGUGUGUAUUAUCGCAGCGUCAUUGUCCGUCUCGGGUGCGGUAACCUCCCGAUACACACACAAACACACACAUACACGUACGAGCAGUCCACGUUCGUGCACGUUCAUUUUAUUUGUAUUAACACGGUGAAUCUGAGAGUCUAUACGGGGUAUACACACCGAAUCGUUCGUAAAAUGCUGCCUUCGCGGACCAGCCGAUUCACAUCGACGAGAGAGAAAGAGAGAGAGCGUCGCGUCGAACGUCCCGGUUGACUGUAUUGUACCUGUAUAUACUCGCGUAGAUCCCACCGAAUCGACUGUUUUUCUCUGAGAGAAAUUCCUUAGGUAUCGAUGAAAUUUUAAGAAGAGGAGAAAAAUCAAUCGCAAACACAACACGGAUCAUUUACUUCCGCAACAAUGUGCGUGUCACUACCGAGGAGAGAAAUCCACUCGCUCGUUUAAAAAGUUCAACCGUUAACCCACGUUCUCAGCAUUGUUGCCAAAAAAAAA